Molecule: messenger RNA, 1532 nt
Organism: Penaeus chinensis
Lineage: Eukaryota; Metazoa; Arthropoda; Malacostraca; Decapoda; Penaeidae
Product: peroxidase-like protein 3
Exons: 8
Coding region: 1-1197 (398 amino acids)
Biological process (GO): response to oxidative stress
Molecular function (GO): heme binding; peroxidase activity
Source: RefSeq, a predicted model, not a curated record
AUGAACUCCCUCAGGGCCUUCAGGGGCGGGAAGCUCCUCCUGCAGGUGGUGUCCUCGCGGUCCUUGUCCCUGCAGGUCACGGGCGAGGGCGUGGAGCUCCUGCCGCCGAAGAAGGAGCUGGGCGACGGCUGCUACGUCCCCCUGAUGGCGAGCGUCAACCGGUACUGCUUCAGGGCGGCGCUCGUGCUGCUCCACCUGCGGUUCGGCCGCCACCACAACCUCGUAGCGAAUCGCCUCCAGGAGCUCAACCCGCGCUUGGAGGACGAGCGACUGUUUCAGGAGAGCCGGAGGAUCGUGGUGGCCCAGCUUCAGCAUAUUGUCUACAACGAAUAUCUCCCCACGGUCCUGGGGAAAAAGGCGAUGAGGAAGUACCAGCUGAAGUCUCUGAAGGGAAAGCAGAGGCGGAGCGACUACGACCCCGGGAGGAGCGUCGCCGCCACCUCCGAGUUCGCGACGGCGGCCUUCCGCUUCGGCCACAGUCAGAUCCCGGACCUCAUAGAGCGAGCAGACGCCGCCGGGGAGGUCUCGGCGACGACGCUCUCCUCCGAGAUGCUGAGGCCCUUCUCCCUGUACGCGGAGGGGGUGGUUCCCGACCUGCUCCGCGGGUCCGGCCGCCAGAGCGCCGGCGAAGUGGACGCCCUUUUUUCGAAGGAGGUUACGGGGAAAUUAUUUCGCUCCAGCAAGCCCUUCGGUCUCGACCUGGUGGCCCUGAACGUCCAGCGCGGGCGUGACCACGGCCUGCCAGGGUACACGACCUUGCGGGCGGUCUGCGGGGGCGGCGGGGGCAAGGGCAGGGAUUUCGAGGACUUAGGCGAGGACAUGGACCAAGGUGUGAUUGACAGCCUGAGGAGAGUGUACAGCCACGUGGACGACAUCGACCUCUUCAUCGGCGGCUUAUCGGAGCGCCCCCUCCCCCCCGGCCUCCUCGGACCCACCUUCACCUGCAUCCUAGGCGACCAGUUCUCCAGGAUCCGUCGAGGCGAUAGGUACUGGUACGAGACCUCCGAUGAAGACACCGGGUUCGGGGAUGAUCAACUCGAGCAGCUCCGUAAGACGACCCUCGCUGACCUCCUGUGCGGCGCCUUCCCCGAGGUGCGGGCGAUCCAGGAGAGGCCCCUGGAGGUCGCUUCGGCAGAGAACCCGGUGGUGUCCUGUUGCCACGUGUCCUCAGUGGACCUCAAACCCUGGAAGGCAUGAGGGAAAGGGCGCCUCGAGAACAGAAAGCCGGAGACGUGAGAAAGAAAGUUUCGAUGUGCCCGAAGUGUACAAGAAUAAAUCUUUUUAAGAAUCUGUUUUCUUUCUUUCUUUCUUUCUUUCUUUUUCUCUUUGUCCUUGCGGUUUCAGUUCGUUCUUUGGGUUGUCCUUUGUGGCGGUUGCUUCGGGGAGGAUAAGUGGGCACAGCAUAUGCUGACCUAGGAAUGGAGAAAUAAUAAAUAGACGAAUAGGUAAAUAGAUAAAUGGACACACAUAAACACAAACACAGACGUAUUAGCAAACCUCGAGGGCCCUGGGGUCUUGCAAGGGGCGUCGGG